CCCUAAAUUGAACAGAUAUCGAAUCACAGGAAGCACUCCGAUUCCUCCUCGAAAAAACUCUAGUUGCCAAAAUCCUUGAGCAUCAAACAAAUGGGCUCCCCCGAAAUUAGCGACGAAGCAGCUCUGUCAAUGGAAGUUGAGAAUGAGAAUAAAACCGAAGAGGAUAAUCAUUCUGCAGCAAAUGCUUUCUGUUCGGGUGUAAAAUCUCAGCCUGAAUUUUAUGAUUUGGAUAACUCUCUCUCUGAUGGAAUUGUAGAAGAAGAAGACCCGGUCUCCCAAGACAACAUGCCUGCUGCUAUCACAGGGGCAGGGCUGGACAAUUUAGGCAAUACUUGCUUUCUAAAUUCAGUGUUGCAGUGCUUUAUGCACUCGGUUCCGCUUCUUCGUAGCAUUCUAUUGGAACCGCAUUCACUGAACUCUUAUUGCGAUGAACAAGGGUUUUGUACAUUAUGUGCUCUGCGGGAGCUUGUCAAGUCUUCACUGGCAAACAGGAUCGUCUCACCAUCGUAUUUCACCAACAACUUGAGCUACUUCUCUUCAAGUUUCAAGAAGUUCCAACAGGAAGAUGCUCAUGAAUUUCUUCAGUGCUUCUUGGAUAAGCUUGAAAGCUGUCACGAUUCACAGCGUAAAGAAUACACUUCUUCACCAACUGGUAACCUAGUGCAACAAGUAUUUGGGGGUCGUCUUGUUAGCAAACUCAAGUGUUGUAACUGUGACCACUGUUCCGACACUUAUGAGCCUUUGAUUGACACGAGUUUGGGGAUUGAGAAUGCAGACGACCUUGUAACAGCUCUUCAGUCAUUUACAAAAGUUGAAAAAAUUGACGAUCCAGAGGACAAGGUUACAUGCGAAAAUUGUAAGGAGUUGGUAUCUGUUGAGAAGCAGCUUUCAUUUGAUAAGGCCCCUUCAGUGGCUGUAUUUCAUUUGAAGAGAUUCGAGAACGACGGCUGUUGGGUGCAGAAAAUUGAUAAACAUGUGGCAUUUCCAUUAGAAUUGGACUUGCUUCCUUUCACUGAUAGUGGCAAAUCAAAUGAUCAGGCAGAUCUCAAGUACGUAUUGUAUGCUGUUAUAGUGCAUAUUGGAUCGACACCUACAUCUGGACACUACUACUGCUUCAUUCGAUUGUCCCCCAAUGUGUGGUGCAAGUUUGAUGAUUCUAGGGUUGUGCUGGUCCAUGAAGAUUAUGUGCUGUCACAAGAGGCAUACAUUCUCUUCUAUGCAAAAGAGGGCACACCCUGGUUUUCAAGUUUCAUGGAAACUCAAUUAUCUUGUGUCCAUUCAACUAUAUCGAAAACUUCUCCGAGAUCAGUGUUGGAUAACGUAGAAACCCCAACCGUGUCGCCUCUUUUGCCAAACAACAAAUUUAGUUGUGAUUCCAAUGAAGUGAGUCACGAGAUUACUGGAUCGGAACGUAAGAGCAUACACACAAGUGUGGUUAAAGAUAUAGGACGAAUACAGAAUAAAUCUGAGAGCAUUGCAACUGCAGAAAAUUUGCAUAGAAAAUCUGCAACACCAGUAGUACACUGUCCUACUCCGACUACUGCUUCUUCAGAUGUUUCUUUUGGCCAAGCCCAGAAAAAGAUUUCCCCAAUCGUACUUAAAAAUGUUAAGAAGAUUCAGAAUGUUGAUGUGGUUGCAAAAUAUGAAAAAGAUAUUCAGAGAUCUCCGAGUCCAGAGAUAUACAGAGAAGAUCCACCUUAUAAAGGAUACAACAUUCCACGGUUGGCGGAGCGCAUGGGUUGCAAAAGGAGAUUGGAGAAAGAUAUUAUGGUGGAUGAUUUGGAAACAAAGCAGGCUUUUACUUUCAUCAAGAAAAACAUGCAUAGUUCUCGAGCUCAGCAAAUGAUGGCUGCAUUGAGGGUUUCCAAAACUGAAGAAGCUUCCGUGAAUAGAAAGAAGAGUAGAACAUCUUUAAAUAAAGAUGACAUUGUUGAACCGUCUCACCGCGAUUCAACCAAUAGACUACGACAACGCCGCCCUUUGGUUACAGGGAAUUACAGGUAAAGUUGAAAAUAUUUAAACAGAUGAAUAUUUCCAUAUCAUCUGCUUUUUAUAUUUAAUUUCAAUAGGUGAUCUUCAUUUGAAUAAGGUUAUUCGUUAGUGUCUAAAAUAUCUACUAUCUUAGAUUCUUAGUGGAAUAUUAGAUUGCUAAUUAAAUUCCUCUUAUAGGCAAAAUUAAUGUUAGGCCACCCUUGUAAGUAUUGAAGGAUUUCCGGUGUUACUUGCAGUACACAAA
Molecule: messenger RNA, 2236 nt
Organism: Erythranthe guttata (spotted monkey flower)
Lineage: Eukaryota; Viridiplantae; Streptophyta; Magnoliopsida; Lamiales; Phrymaceae
Product: ubiquitin carboxyl-terminal hydrolase 20
Biological process (GO): protein deubiquitination
Cellular component (GO): nucleus; cytosol
Molecular function (GO): cysteine-type deubiquitinase activity
Source: RefSeq, a predicted model, not a curated record